UGAUGAAAAAGAUGAAGCAACUUCACGAGUUCCUGUACAUAUCUCUCAAAAUCUCAUGCAAAAACAUAAUUCCCCCGGACACAAGCCUCUUAUGAAUUAUAAUUCCAUUGGCUUCUGCUAAAACAGUCCAGGCGGUCGCAGAAAAGGCACCGUGUCGUUAGUUCCAGUCCGAGGGACAUUCCUCUGCCUUGAUUUUCCCAUAGAAAAGAGUUUCUAUGUUAUCCAGGGGAAGGGGGGGUGAGAUGGUGAGAGACGCAGCUCGAGACGUCCAUACGUGCCUUAUCUUAGUGGCAGUGACGUGAUAUUGCAGCUCCAGUCCUGAGGCUCGGCGAGAAAGCGCUUUCCAUCUCACUCCACAGCGAGUCAGCAGCAUCCUCCAUCCGUCAGGGAUUGCGCUCUACCUGCUACCCGACCUGGGCAUCUCUUGAGGGACGGGCAGACAACGACUAAUGAUCAGUCGAGAUUCACAACAUUUUUAGCCCUCGUUCUAGUGUCUGCUCACUUCAGUUGCGCUCUCAUCACUUGGUUGCGUUGAGGUGGGAAGAAAAAAAAAAGGAGCGAGAUGAUGAUCCAGCCUGGAGUCUAAUGCAUUUUUGCUCACAGACCAUCUUGUUGCUCUAGACUUCUAUCAUCGGCAAUGGGAGAUAUCGAUUCGCAGGGGAGCGACACGUUUCAUUUCUAAAAGGAUGUUUCCAAGUAUGUGGGGAAAAUAGCCAUAGCUUUCAGAGUGCAAGGCCAAAUGACAUAGGAUGAAGGCUGUUCGUAAUCUGUUGAUUUAUAUAUUUUCCACCUAUCUCCUGGUUAUGUUUGGAUAUACUGGUGCCCAAGAUUUUUGGUGUUCCACGCUGGUAAAAGGAGUUAUCUAUGGAUCUUACUCGAUAAAUGAAAUGUUUCCCAAGAACUUCACAAACUGCACUUGGACGUUGGAGAACCCAGAUCCUACCAAAUACAGCAUCUACCUAAAACUUUACAAACGAGAAAUUAGCUGUUCUGAAUUCUCUCUGCUGGCUUACCAGUUCGAUCACUUCUCUCACGAGAAGAUCAACGAGCUGUUGAGGAUCAACGAGUCCAUCGUGCACCUGUGUGAUGACGCCAAGAAUAUUUAUGUGUUUUUGCAUUACGACAAAAAUUUCGUGCAGCUCCGGCGAGUGUUUCCCUACGACUAUAACGGAUUGAUGACAAAGAAGACAGAGGAGGAGGAAAGGUCUGUGGUGGAGUUUGUGGUUUUAAACAAGGCGAGCCCGAGUCAGUUUGGAUGUCAGGUGUUAUGCACGUGGUUGGAAAACUGCUUGAAAGGAGAGAAAGCUGAAUCGUGUGGAAUAGUCUACGCUAAAUGCACCUGCCCUCAACAUUUAGGCGAUGGGGAAUCUGAAAGCGUGCUGAUGCUCAGUAACGUGCUGUUGCCUUUAAAUCCCCAAACCGAAGGAUGCCUGACUCCUCAGGUGCGCUCGGCGCAGGUGUGCAAUCUGAGCGCGGAGGUGCGGCGCCCAUCCAAGGAGGAAUAUGGAAUGAUCGGAGAACAUACUGUAAAAAGUCAGCGGCCAAGAUCAGUACAUGACACAAAGGGCCUACAGGAGCGAGAUGAAUCUGCUAAAUUUAUGGCACAAACUGGUGACCCUGGUGCUGAGGAGUGGUCCCAGUGGAGCUCUUGCUCAGUUACAUGCGGUCAAGGGUCGCAGGUGCGAACAAGAACAUGUGUCUCACCUUACGGAUCACACUGCAGCGGCCCUUUAAGAGAAUCCAGGGUGUGCAAUAACACUGCCCCCUGCCCAGUGCACGGUGUGUGGGAAGAGUGGUCUCCGUGGAGCCUCUGCUCUUUCACCUGUGGGAGGGGUCAUCGCACCCGCACUCGGAUGUGCACUCCACCCCAGCACGGAGGAAGAGCGUGUGAGGGACCCGAGACCCAGAGCAAACUCUGCAACAUUGCCCUCUGUCCAGUGGACGGGCAGUGGCAGGAGUGGAGUGCGUGGAGCGAUUGCUCGGUGACCUGUGCCAACGGAACUCAACAGCGGAAGAGGCAGUGCUCAGCGGCUGCUCAUGGGGGAUCUGAGUGCAGAGGACAUUGGGCGGAGAGCAGAGAAUGCUCCAACCCUGAAUGCACAGCAAACGGACAGUGGAACGCUUGGGCUCCGUGGAGUGGGUGUUCUAAGUCCUGUGACGGUGGUUGGCAGCGGAGGGUACGUGUUUGCCAGGGGUUGGCGGUCACGGGGCAGCCAUGCGAAGGCAGCGGGGAGGAGGUCCGCAGAUGCAGCGAGCAGCGUUGCCCAGCUCCUUAUGAAAUAUGCCCGGAGGAUUAUGCUGUGUCCAUGCUGUGGAGAAGAACUCCCUCUGGGGAACUGGCCUUCAACAGGUGUCCUCCCAACGCCACGGGCACCACUAGUCGACGCUGCUCACUGGAUCACCGCGGGGUGGCCUAUUGGGAGCAGCCCAGCUACGCUCGAUGCAUUGCAAAUGAAUACAGAUACUUGCAGCAAUCAGUCCAGGGGCACCUUGCUAAAGGUCAGAGGAAUCUGGCAGGAGAUGGCAUGUCCCAGGUUACGAAGGUCCUCCUGGACCUCACCCAAAGACGCAAUUUCUAUGCAGGUGACCUUCUCUCUUCAGUGGAGAUUCUUCGAAACGUCACAGACACCUUCAAAAGGGCCAGUUAUGAACCCUCUUCUGAUGACGUUCAGAAUUUUUUUCAGAUCAUCAGCAAUCUCCUGGAAGAGGAGAACAGAGAAAAGUGGGAAGACGCACAACAGAUUUACCCAGGGUCUGUGGAGCUCAUGCAGGUCAUUGAAGAGUUCAUCCACAUCGUCGGGCUGGGAAUGAAAGACUUCCACAAUGCCUACCUGAUGACAGGAAACCUGGUUGCAAGCAUACAGAGGCUGCCUGCGGUAUCUGUGAUGACAGACAUUAACUUUCCCAUGAAGGGACGGAAAGGGAUGGUGGACUGGGCCAGAAACUCAGAAGACAAAGUUGUCAUUCCUAAAGGAAUCUUUGUGCCCCAGACAGCAGAUAUGGAUGGAUCUCCUGUGUUCAUUCUUGGAACGGUUCUCUACAAGACUCUUGGUCUGAUGCUGCCUGCUCCUCGGAAUAACACUGCUGUGAACUCGAAAGUGAUUGCUGUGACUGUCCGACCAGAACCCAGGGUUACAGAAGCCCAGCUGGAGAUUGAGUUAGCUCAUCUAGCUAAUGGAACAAUGAAUCCGUUCUGUGCACUGUGGGACAGCUCUAUUAUGCUCACUGAAGCUCUUGCGUGCCAUUCACAGGCUAUGGAGUACUCAGGGGUUCCAUCUGUGACACUAAUAGUAGGCUGUGGUCUUUCCUGCCUGGCCUUGAUCACUCUGUCAGUGGUGUAUGCUGUUCUAUGGAGGUACAUCAGGUCGGAGAGAUCAAUCAUUCUGAUCAAUUUCUGCCUUUCAAUCAUCUGCUCCAACAUCCUGAUCCUAGUUGGACAGACACAGACACAUAAUGCGGGCAUAUGCACGAUGACAACUGCAUUACUGCACUUCUUUUUCCUGGCGUCCUUCUGCUGGGUCUUGACAGAAGCUUGGCAGUCCUAUAUGGCCGUGACGGGGAAAGUUCGGACCAGGCUCAUCCGGAAACGCUUCCUCUGUCUGGGAUGGGGAUUACCUGCUUUGGUGGUCGCCAUCUCAAUGGGAUUCACAAAAGCAAAAGGAUACGGGACACCUCAGUACUGUUGGCUAUCUCUGGAAGGUGGUCUUCUCUAUGCAUUUGUGGGACCUGCCGCUGCUGUUGUGCUGGUUAACAUGGUGAUUGGUAUUCUAGUGUUUAAUAAACUGGUUUCGAGAGAUGGGAUCCUGGAUAAGAAACUAAAACACAGAGCAGGGCAGAUGAGCGAGCCCCAUACAGGAUUAACUUUAAAAUGUGCCAAAUGUGGCGUCGUCUCAACUACUGCUUUAUCAGCAACAACGGCCAGCAACGCCAUGGCCUCCCUGUGGAGUUCCUGUGUUGUCCUUCCUCUAUUAGCUCUCACCUGGAUGUCUGCGGUGCUGGCCAUGACGGACAAACGCUCAAUUUUAUUCCAGAUCCUCUUCGCAGUCUUUGACUCCCUGCAAGGCUUUGUUAUAGUCAUGGUCCACUGUAUUCUCAGAAAAGAGGUUCAGGAUGCCUUCAGAUGUCGCCUGAGAAACUGUCAAGACCCCAUCAGUGCAGACGCGACUGGUACAUUUCCCAACGGGCAUGCACAGAUCAUGACGGAUUUUGAGAAAGACGUGGACAUCGCAUGUCGAUCAGGUAAGAAACAGAUGGACAAGGCAAUGCCAAACAAGAACCCCUGGGAGAGCUUCAACCCGGCAAGUGAAUAUCAGAACUACGCCACAAUGAAUGUACUAGAAUCAGACACAAAGAACUCUCUGGAGAUGACUAACGCUGAGUGGGAAAGGUGUAUCAGCCUCCCUUUGGACGUCCAGGAGGGAGACUUUCAGACAGAAGUCUGAGAAUUAAUGAAGCGUUAGAGGGGACGCGGAUGAAGGUGGACAUAUUUUGCACUGAACAAAAAUGCAGAAGACUUCUCAUGCAGCCUUGGAAAGACAUAUAUGGAUUCUUGGAGUCUAGCAGGGACAAUAUGUGCCAAUAAGAUUUUAAAACAAGGACGGACGGACAGAUAAAAAGCCGUUAGAAAAAGACAAAAAAACAUCUGUGUUAUCUUUUUUUUUUUUGUAUUCUCACUCGUGUAUUUAGUGGGGGGCAGACAUGUACAAUAUCGAACAUCAUGUGUUUCAAAAGUAACCAGUUGGAAAAUAAUCGGUUCCAAAAGCGUUAUCUUUCCAGAUGAGACCUCGAGGAAAAAAACGACACGUGACAUGACGUCCACCCACGAGCGGCGGCUGGGUUCGGUUUUUUGUUCGGCGGCAGACGAGCCCGGGAACACAAUGUAUAUACUUGCGCAGGUUUUUAAAAAGUUUAUAACAAGUCCGUUUGGCCAUUACUACACUUUUUACUUUAUAAUAUGAAAAGACAAAACUAUUCAGAGGCAAAGAGGAUUUUUUUCUGUCAUUUAAAAAUGAAUGUUUGUCAAGCUACAUUCUUCAUUGCUUUAAAUGCAAUAAAGGUAAUACUCACUUUUUUAUGAAUAAUAUAUUUCAAAACUUUAAUACUGCAGAAUCUGCCUGGAAGCUCAGUAAAGCUCUCUCAUCUGCAGCCCUGUAUAAAAUAUUUAAAAAUCAAAAAUGUUGUAUGGUGUAAAUAAAACUUUUGUCUACAUAUGUUUUACUUGUGCCAAGUUUAUUUUAAUGAGAAAAGAGAAAAUGCCAACUUGAUGAGAGAGUUAUAGCGAAAAAUGUUAACAUUUGAAAAAGGAAUGUAAAUAA
This is a messenger RNA of Sinocyclocheilus grahami, 5315 nucleotides long. Its product is annotated as adhesion G protein-coupled receptor B3-like. Lineage: Eukaryota; Metazoa; Chordata; Actinopteri; Cypriniformes; Cyprinidae. The record is from RefSeq and is a predicted model, not a curated record. Bases 750 to 4442 code for a protein of 1230 amino acids. The transcript is spliced from 27 exons. Gene Ontology annotation, cellular component: plasma membrane. Gene Ontology annotation, biological process: cell surface receptor signaling pathway; G protein-coupled receptor signaling pathway; negative regulation of angiogenesis. Gene Ontology annotation, molecular function: G protein-coupled receptor activity.